Messenger RNA from Symbiodinium pilosum, 681 nucleotides. NCBI's taxonomy places the organism in Eukaryota, Dinophyceae, Suessiales, Symbiodiniaceae. The record is from the annotation of a GenBank genome assembly.
CCAGGAUAUCAUUUGGACCUGUUCGUGCGCGGAGCACUGACUCUCCCCGUCUGCGCUGUUCUGGGCUUGCCACUGUCCGUGGCUUCCACCGUGCCCAGCAUCGCGCACGUGAUCUCCCUGACCACGUACGAGGUGAAGCAGCUGCCUGAGGGGGAGCGUAAGGUCCCGACCAAGGUGGUGGAACAACGCGCGACCAACUUCUUGAUCCAUGUGCUCAUCGGAUGUGCGCUGUUCCUGGCCCCAGUGCUGAAGUUCCUGCCGCAGGCCGUGCUGCAGGGCGUCUUCUUCUACAUGGGCAUCGCCUCCCUGACUGGCAACAACCUCUUUGACCGCCUCUUCCUGUGGCUCAUCUGGGACUCGGCCAAGUACCCGCAGUACCACUACAUCCGGAAGCUGCCCAUCAGCCGUGUCCAUCUCUACACCUUUGUGCAGCUGAUCUGCUUGGCGAUUCUCUAUGGGCUCAAAGCAAUCAAGGAAACUUCCGUUGUCUUCCCUUUCUUCAUGGCCUCCCUGGCCAUCAUCCGCAAGGGCCUUCGCUGGAUGUUCACCGAGGAGGAGCUGCGGCUGCUUGACAGCCUGCCGGACGAGGACGACGACGGCGAGGUGCUGAGCUCGGAGAAGCCGGACUUGAUGAACCUCGAGAAGCAGAAGGAGGGCGACAAGUCCGAGGUGGAGAUUUGA